AAAAGAGAGAAAGUAAGAAAAAAAAAAAAAAACAUAGAGAAGUGCAAAAAAAUAGAUAAAUAGAUAGAUAGAUAGACAGAGAGAAACGAAGAAACUGGUGUUAUUAACAGUCCUGUGUUACACGUUCCUUGGCAGUGACCGAGAGUGUACCGGGCUGUAUUUUUUCGUUACGAGAAAUUCUAUUCUACCUAAACCACCAUGGAAGUAUCGAAAAGAGAAAAGAAGCAUAAAGAAAAGAGGAGGAGCAACGAGAAAAGAAAGGAACGAUCUCGUGACGCAGCAAGAUGUCGGAGAAGCAAGGAAACCGACAUUUUUACGGAACUUGCUGCUGCAUUACCAAUAUCACAAGACCAGGCAGCUCAUCUUGAUAAAGCCAGUGUCAUGAGACUUGCCAUUGCUUAUCUCAAAGUUCGAGCGGUCGUUGAUUCCAUACCAAGCGCAGUCGCAAAAUCAGAAACGUCAGUGAAAUUGGAUGAAUUUUUUCCGGAAGCAUUGAACGGAUUCAUGUUGGUAUUAUCUAACGAUGGAAACAUGGUUUAUCUAUCGGAAAAUGUAAGCGAUUUUCUCGGAGUAUCGCAGAUGGAUAUGAUGGGGCAAAGCGUGUAUGAGUAUAGCCAUCCAUGUGAUCACGAAGAAUUACGCGAGUGUCUUUCUUCGAAGCCUAUCGAAGAUAACGACAAACGCUCGUGCAGCUUUUUUCUAAGAUUAAAAUGCACUUUGACUAGCAAAGGAAGAAAAGUUAAUUUGAAGAGCGCCUCUUAUAAGGUAAUCCAUUGUAUUGGCCGUUUGAUAAACAUCCGUGAUUCCAAUUCCAAUUCUGUAAACGUUGAGAAAUCUCAAGGAGAAAACGAUGUUUCCUCGGACAACGAUGAGAUACAAUGUGAGACUGGACCAUCUUUAAUUCUAGUUGGUUGUCCUAUACCUCAUCCCAGUAAUAUCGAGAUACCUUUAGGAAGUCAGACAUUUUUAUCGAAAUACAGUCUUAACAUGAAAUUCACUUAUGCCGAUGAAAAAUUAGCGGAAUAUCUCGGUUGGGACAGUGAGGAAUUAAUAGGACAAUUUGUAUUCGAGUUCCAUCAUGCUCUCGAUAAUUUGGCACUCGACAAAUCAUUCAAAUCUUUGUUCAGCAAAGGGCAGUGCGAAACAGUGGCUUAUCGUUUCUUGGGAAAAAAAGGCGGCUAUGCAUGGGUGGUCACACAAGCUACCCUUAUUCAUUGUACUAAACAACAUAAGCCGCUCUCGGUUGUCUGUGUGAAUUACAUCAUAAGCGGUGUCGAGUGCAAAGAUGAGGUCUACAGCGUACGCCAGCUCGUUGCUCGUGAAUCCGAGAAGAAGACGGUGAAAUCUGAGCCAUUGGAAAACGCGAACAACGCAAUUCACGUCGAAACUACGACGACGACCACGACGACGACGAAGACCACGACGAAAACAACAACAAUAACACCCCCUGUUGAAUCGUCAACACCUAAAGAAGUUUCACCAAAAUCCGAGAACGUCGUUGCACCGAUCGUUGUCCCGUUGCAGGAACAAAAUCGUAACGACAACAACAGACCGCAAUCGGUAACAGCAUCGCUAUUCCGAUCGGUUGCAUCAAUAUCCAAUCAGGAAACGAAAAAGGAUAUCGAUUUGAAACUUAACGAAGGAAAUUCGAGAAAGCUGCCAAUUAUCUUGGGCAAAUCUUCUUACCCGGCGGUGGUUACUCAAAAUUCGAAAAAAAUUAUCGAAGAAGUUACCCUCAAAGAGAACGAUCAACCCAAGAAACGUCGACAAACUGGACGUACUGAAUUUAUAUUUCAGGGUAAACCUGCAUUGGAAUACGAUUUCGAUUCAGCUUUACGUCGUGAUCGUACAUUGGCGGUUACCAGACAACUAUUUGCUCCUUUAACGUCAACGAUUAAUAAUAAUAAUAAUAAUAAUAGUAAUAAUAAUAAUCUGUAUCAACAAUCGCAACAACAAGAACUGCCGCAGCAAGUGUCUUGCAGGCCGCCACCUCAAACGGCAACCGCCAGUAUAUUCGCGCCUCGUACCGAGGACAUGAAUAAAGGUUUUUUGACUUUCAGCGAGGAUCAGCCAGGUCUUACCAUGUUGAAGGACGAACCAGAGGAUUUAACGCAUCUCGCCCCAACUCCUGGCGACGUAUGUGUACCUCUCGAAGAUACACCCUUCUUAACGGACAUGUUGGAUGAAUUCAUUCUCAGCAAUGAUAAUUAUUAUCCUUUAUUGAGUCCUGGCGUUCCAUUGUCGUCUGAAUUACGUGCCACGGAUCUCGGUGAAAGUUUAAAGGACACUGACUUAGCCGACAAUACGAGGAACAAAUGUUUCGGAGAUUCUUUGGCAGAUAGUGAUCCUUUCAUGUAUGGUGAUUUACCGAGCAGUCCGUGCAGUAUCGAUCCAAAUUCCGUAUCACCUUCGAUUUCCAAUUAUCGUCAGAGCCCGGAACGAAGUGUAGAUUCUCUUGGUAGUCCUCCAGGAGGCAGUGCUGGAGAAGGACUCUCUGAAGAUGAGAUGUUGAUACUUGGUGUAAGUGACAACACAAUUGACGAUGAACUAGCACUUAGAGCACCUUAUAUACCUAUGUCAGAUCAAGACGAGGCAUUGGAUCUUUUGAUAAGCAAUGAUAUGGUCAUGUGGGGUGCACAACAACCCGUUGAGAAAUCAUCCAAAUGGCUGGCUGAAGAUCGUGAACAACGUGACGUUGAUUCCAGUUUAGCACAAUUGCUUAGAACUGAUCAAGUUGUUUCUCGCAGAUACAAUGAUCACGGUGGAGGUUUGGUUAAUCCGGUACAAGUAUUGGGUCAAAUACCUAGAAAAAAUCUCUUCAAUGAACAAAAUCGUUGGACGAUGAAAAUAAACGAUCGUAACGAUAAAGCAAAUAAACGUAUUCACGCGACAAUCAAUGAAUUAGAGAACGAGAACAAACGUAUCAAAUGCGAGGAUCCGCUUUCCCUCGAGAGUCAACGUUUGAUUUUAGACGAACAAGGAAAAUCACGAAGAUCGAAUAAUUUUUCAGGGAGUCAGCUUCUUCGUCGAUUGGUAUCGCAACAAACAUUUUCACGUAACAGCAAUCGAACAAACGCCGCUGACGAGUCUAGUUGCAACGGUAUUGGUAUUGGGAAGUAUAAUAAUAAUCGUCGUAGAAGUUGCGAAGAGGAACAACGUAUUCGUAACAUCGACGAGAUUAAUAAUCACAGAGGUGGCAAAAAGAACAACAAUAAAAUAGCUAAGGACGAUGACGAGGAUGAAGCUGAAGGGGACAGCGGAGGGGGAGGGGAUCAGAAAAGAAGACGUCUAACAACUCAGGAAAUCAUAGACAACGCGACAACAGUACAAAGUUCAAACGGUGGUGGUUCUCAUAGGAAUCCACCAUAUAACAGCGUGCUCAUGAAUCUCCUGGUGUCCGGCUGCGAUGAUACUAUCACGGACUCUCGUAACGUGCCAACAUUAGGAAAUAAAUGCCUAACUUCUCCGCUUAGCGUGAAUUUGGACAAUCAGAUGGUCCCACAAUGUCCGGACGGAUUAAACAACAUAUCUUUAGAUCGUCUAAGUCCAAGUACUAGGAAACAUUUUGUCGGUUCAUUGAGUGGUGGAAGUAUGAUUUCACCUUCAACUGGCAUAAUAUCUUUCGAUCAGCUCGAGUACGAUGUUGUUUGUACUGGCCCAGGUCUUCUUCAGAUGGAUACUGGUUUACUUGAAGGACCGAUGGAUAAGAAUCUCGUUUAAGAUUAAACGCGGUCCCUUUAAGAAAUUCCAGAACUGCUAGAAAAAAAGAAGUAAGGGGCUCGAAUUGCUAGCUAGCUGUUAUAUUUAAUAUACACUUUAAUCGUGGGGAAGGAAUCCUCAAGAAAAAUAAUAACAAUAAAUAUAAAUUUCAUCAGUGAUCUAUUCUAUCUGUAAUUUGUACAUAAUCAAACAUUAUGAGCAUUUAAUUUAGUUUAGAUAUAUUAUAUUAUGUUUCUGACCGAUCUCUUUUAAAACUUCGUUCUAUUUUAUCCGAUAAUGAAUGUCACAAUUAAUGUAAUAUAUAUAGUAUAUAUAUACAUGUAUAUAUAUAUACAUAUAUGAAAGUGAGAUUCAAUGGCCAUAAUCGAUUGAACUUUUUUUAUAGGCUCUUAAAUAGCUACGCCAGAGUUAAUUACCAAUUUUGUUUUCAGUACGUUCUGGAAUUGAUUAGAUGUAGAUAAUAUAUAAGUGGAAGGGAAAAAUGUAUUUUACAUAUUGACAGGUGGUUUUAAUUAUAGAACUCGUAUAAUACUAUUAAUAAGAGUAUUUCAAAAUGCUAUACAAUAAUGUAAAGAUUUCGUAAAACCGGAUAUUACCUGCAAGCAGAGUAUUCAAAUGUGUACUUCUUAUAAUUUUAUAUAAUUAUUUAUAUAUAAUGUAUAAAGGAUCGUACAUAUUUGAAAAGCGUUUGUAAAUUGAUCGACAAUCCAAAAAAUGAUUCGUUUGAUUGUAAUACACAAGUCAUUUUUUUCGAACACGUAUUCCAAAUUUGCAGAUCGUUGUCACAAUGUAACGUGAUAAUUCAAUUAUUUCGACUUUUUUUUAUUGUUCCUUUUUUCUUGUCUCACUUUAUCUCUGCCUGCUUCAAAUUUGAAUUGUUAAUAACAUUACUACUUUACAAAGUAUAUUGACGAGUGAUAGAUUAAAGAUUUUUACGUGCCAAUGCUUUCACGAAACAUAAUGUUAGUAUACUUGUUAAGUUCUAAAAAUGAAGAUUUUAUUUUCGUUUUGUUAGCACUUACACCCUCAUCAUCAUCAUCAUCAUCAUCAUCAUUAUUAUUAUCAUUAUCAUCAUCGUCAUAUCUUUACCGUUGAUUCUUAGACUUUUCGUUUUAAAUUCAAAAAAUAAAGAACGAUCGAUUCAAAGUUAAUUAGAAAAUAUAAAUGUAAAUAAUAUACAUUAGAAUAUAUUGUUUUUUCAUGAACUCUCUUUAAGCCUUGAUCGUUUGGUCCAAUUUAAAAGCUGAUUAAGAUACAAAGCUGAGAGUAGAAAAGAAACAAAAAACAAAGAAGAUAUGAAUUUAUUAUCUCGUACGAAAAUUAAUUCGUGCGUGAUAGUUAUGCGGCAUUUACGUGUUGCAACGAUUACGUGUUGCCUUGUUGUUAUUGUUAUCAUUUUUAUCAUAUUUUGAUAAUCCUUGUUAAAAUCAUCGUUAUAUUACCAUUUUACAGACGUAGAAAAUAUUCUCUGCUGGUACUAACCGAAAAUUUUUUCUACAUGGGUGUUAUUCUAGACUUUAUACGAAUCAAGAUAAUUGUAAUUAAUAUUGUAUCUGGCCGUAAUAUUAUAAUUAUCAUUAUGAUUGUCAUCUAUAUUAUUAAUCUUACUAUAGUCUUAGAGUAUCAUCCGAUAUGGAUCAUAAUUAAUCGCAAAAAAUGAUAUGACGAAUACAGUAUCAGGAAGAAAAAAUAUUUCUAUAAGUAAUAUAUUUCUAUGUAUUACU
Molecule: messenger RNA, 5444 nt
Organism: Polistes canadensis
Lineage: Eukaryota; Metazoa; Arthropoda; Insecta; Hymenoptera; Vespidae
Gene: sima
Product: hypoxia-inducible factor 1-alpha
Exons: 14
Coding region: 199-3720 (1173 amino acids)
Biological process (GO): cellular response to hypoxia; regulation of transcription by RNA polymerase II
Cellular component (GO): nucleus; transcription regulator complex; cytoplasm
Molecular function (GO): RNA polymerase II transcription regulatory region sequence-specific DNA binding; DNA-binding transcription factor activity, RNA polymerase II-specific; protein dimerization activity
Source: RefSeq, a predicted model, not a curated record